Molecule: messenger RNA, 486 nt
Organism: Hydractinia symbiolongicarpus
Lineage: Eukaryota; Metazoa; Cnidaria; Hydrozoa; Anthoathecata; Hydractiniidae
Product: acylphosphatase-1-like
Exons: 4
Coding region: 87-380 (97 amino acids)
Molecular function (GO): acylphosphatase activity
Source: RefSeq, a predicted model, not a curated record
GAAAAAGGUUUCUAGCAAGUUGUUAAUGAAAUAGUUUAGUGUAAAGUUCUACUUAAACUAGUACCAAAUCAAAACAAAUAACAAACAUGGCGGGAAAGCUGAUAUCUGUAGCUUUCGAAGUGUUCGGCAGGGUUCAAGGUGUUUGGUUUCGUAAAUACACAAAGAAUGCUGCUCAAGCGUUAAAGCUUGUUGGAUGGGUAAUGAAUACAAAACAUAGUACAGUGGUAGGAUGCAUACAGGGAGAAAAGAAAAAUGUUACUAAAAUGAAAGAAUGGCUACAGCACCAAGGAAGUCCAAAAUCGAAAAUUGAGAAAUGUGAAUUCAGAGAUGAAAAAAAUAUCGAUUCUUUGCAAUUUACUAAUUUUGAAGUGAGGAGGUGAAAACAACCUAAGGGAUAACUUUCCUAUUACAAUGGUUGGUUGUUAUGGUUGUUGACAUUGUCAUUUUUCUUUGUAUACAUUUUAUAUUUAUUAUAUUUUAAAUGGA